Carassius auratus (goldfish) is the source of this 661-nucleotide messenger RNA. It is a transcript of the gene fhit, whose product is annotated as fragile histidine triad diadenosine triphosphatase. NCBI's taxonomy places the organism in Eukaryota, Metazoa, Chordata, Actinopteri, Cypriniformes, Cyprinidae. Gene Ontology annotation, molecular function: bis(5'-adenosyl)-triphosphatase activity; ubiquitin protein ligase binding. Gene Ontology annotation, cellular component: nucleus; plasma membrane; cytoplasm. Gene Ontology annotation, biological process: purine nucleotide metabolic process; diadenosine triphosphate catabolic process; negative regulation of proteasomal ubiquitin-dependent protein catabolic process. The record is from RefSeq and is a predicted model, not a curated record. Bases 90 to 551 code for a protein of 153 amino acids. The transcript has 8 exons.
UCAGCGUCUCCUCCUCGACACGGAAGGCUCUCUUCUCUCAUUAAUUACUGAGUUGGGCGCUAGGGAAAGUUCCCCGACUGAAGGAAUUGAUGUCCACCAUGGCCACGUUUCGCUUCGGGCAGCACAUCGUGAAGUCCUCGGCUGUGUUUUUGAAGACGGAGUUGUCAUUCGCACUAGUCAACCGGAAGCCGGUCGUGCCUGGCCAUGUUCUAGUUUGUCCUCUUCGUGUCGUUGAGAGAUUUCGAGAUCUUCGUCCUGAUGAGGUGGCAGAUCUGUUCAUGACCACACAGAAAAUAGCCGAUGUGAUUGAGAAACACUUUCAGGCGUCCUCUCUAACCAUCGCCAUUCAGGACGGACCUGAGGCAGGACAGACGGUGAAGCAUGUCCAUGUUCACGUGCUUCCAAGGAAGGCUGGAGACUUUGAUAAGAACGACAGCAUCUAUGAUGAGCUCCAGAAACAUGAUCGGGAAAAUGAGGAUGUUCCUUCCAAAUGGAGAUCAGAAGAGGAGAUGGCCAAAGAGGCGACAGAAUUACACAGCCUCUUCAACUAGCUUCUUUAGCCAGGGGUGGAAGACCUACAGACGGAGGACAUCAACAAGUUGAUAAAUGUUCUUAUCUAUCACUUUGACCGCUUAUUGAAAUAAAAAAUGUUGUUUAUGUA